AUGGAGUCACCAUUCAAUGCAGAUAUAUUGAAAGGCAAAGUAGCUUUGGGGACAGGAGGAGGCUCCGGAAUUGGAUACGAGAUCUCAUUGCAACUAGGGAAACAUGGCGCUUCUAUUGCCAUCAUAGGACGACGCAAACAUGUUCUUGACUCUGCUGUUGCUGCUCUUGAUCAUUCCCAUGGCAUCCCUGUAAUAUAUUCCUUUUUCUUCGUUGCAAUUCUACUCUAUAGCCUCUUAAUAGCUAUUGGACUUGAGGGAGAUGUUAGAAAAAAGGAUGAUGCAACUAGAACUGUGCAGUCAACUUUUAAGCAUUUUGGCAGGCUUGACAUCCUUGUGAAUUUCCUUGCGCCUGCUGAGGAUUUAUCUCCCAAAGGAUUUCGAACAGGCUCCUCUUGUGUUCGAGAUGCUGAGUUUCUUAAGUCAGUCCUAUGA
Messenger RNA from Durio zibethinus, 432 nucleotides. The record is from RefSeq and is a predicted model, not a curated record. Lineage: Eukaryota; Viridiplantae; Streptophyta; Magnoliopsida; Malvales; Malvaceae.